CGAGAUUAGUACCAGCCAAUCAAACGAAGCUCUUCUCAGCCAGCCAAUCUCAGCACGUUUAUGGCAAUGAUGAGGUAUGCAAAUGUACAGUGCCGAGAGGCCCAAGACCUCUGCGGUUGAAUUUGUCUGGCGAGGUUGACGGCAUAUAUUUUAUACAUUUAGAACUUCUCGCCUAAAUCAAUGGACCUUUUUGAAAAAGCAUCACUUAAAAGCCCUUUUAAAAGCAAAGGAUGGCUGAUGCAGCAUCAAAGAGCAGCUCGGUUUGCUCUGUUGUCACCUCCACUUUGCCUGAACAUAAACCCAAACAGAGAGAUGCAGAGAGUGUUAUUACGCCAAAAUCACAAGAUGGACGAAGAAGAGAAUUUUCAACUAUCAGGAGUGAAUGGGAAGCGAGCGUUACACGCUUUCGUUUGCCCGUCAGUUACGCCUGGAUUUUCUCCGCUACUCAGCAAGGAGCUCUCUACAGGUCAUGUUCAACAUCGCAUGGUGAACACGUAAUGGAUGUGAUAUUGUGACAUUACACUGAUGACAGCAUGUGGACAGAGUUGCAAAAAAGCUGCGGGUACGCGGGUACCACCCGGAGGAAGGUUUGCUUUGAAUGAGGUUUGUGAGGAAGGUUAAAAGUUGAGCACUCUCAUUGAUCACAUGCAUGUACCAAAAAAACAAAUAUUUGUUUAUGCUGGUUGCCACUUGACUCACGGCAUGACGUAACG
Molecule: messenger RNA, 713 nt
Organism: Dendronephthya gigantea
Lineage: Eukaryota; Metazoa; Cnidaria; Anthozoa; Malacalcyonacea; Nephtheidae
Exons: 3
Coding region: 181-498 (105 amino acids)
Source: RefSeq, a predicted model, not a curated record